AUGUCUAGAGAUUAUUAAUUCAAGCUUCCUUCUCUCUUAAAAGGACCAAGCAUAGUUUCAAUGGAGGACCCUUAUAAACCUCCUUUAUUAUAAAAAUUUUCAUCAUCUGAUUGUUUCAAUGACUAUGAAUAAAGGCAGCCACCUUUUAGUAGAAUGUCAAGUUUCUUUUUAUACGAUUCUGGGAUACCCUUAGGGCCCAGAAGAUCAGUUACCUAUCAAAAUUAUCCGCCCCAGCUUUAACAUUUAUAAUCCUAAAAAUCAUAAAUUAUUGAAGCAAAGUAGAAAGUAGAAAUAAUACCUAAAGAGAAAGAAAAAUUAGAAUAAGAAGAAUAAUUAGAAUAAAUAGAAUAAGUAGAAUCAAAUGAGCAAGAAGAAAGAGAACAAAUAAAGAGAAAAAAAUAAUAAUAAAACUUCAAAAGGUUGUAAAUACAAAAAAAAAUAAAGAAAAAAAGAAAUAGUGAAUUAGAACAAUAACCUUGCUUUUGCAGAAAUAGUGGUUGUUUAAAAAGAUAUUGUAGAUGUUUUCAUAGUGGAAGAAUGUGUUUAAAAGAUUGUUAAUGUGUUGAAGGAUGUUUGAAUAAUCAUGAUCAUUUAGAAUAACGCAAUGAUGCAAUAAAGCAUGUUAAUGAGAAAUGCCAUAGAAAUAAGAAUGUACCAAAAGAUGCUCUAUUUAAACUCAAAGAUUGUUUUGGUUGCAAUUGUAAGAAGACUAGGUGUCAAACAGGUUAUUGUGAAUGUUUUUUGAGAAAAUCAAAAUGUACAAUGGAUUGUUAAUGCGAUAAUUGUGAGAAUGGUCUCGAUGAAGCAUACUUGGAGAGCCAACAGAAAAGAAAGAAUUAUAGAGCUAAAAGAAAAUGAGUAUAAUUAACAUAUUUUUAUGAUAUAGAGCAUUUAUUUA
Molecule: messenger RNA, 898 nt
Organism: Paramecium tetraurelia
Lineage: Eukaryota; Ciliophora; Oligohymenophorea; Peniculida; Parameciidae
Exons: 2
Biological process (GO): regulation of DNA-templated transcription
Cellular component (GO): nucleus
Source: RefSeq, a predicted model, not a curated record